Messenger RNA from Aspergillus fijiensis CBS 313.89, 585 nucleotides. Its product is annotated as cell wall mannoprotein 1 family protein. Gene Ontology annotation, cellular component: extracellular region. The transcript has a single exon. NCBI's taxonomy places the organism in Eukaryota, Fungi, Ascomycota, Eurotiomycetes, Eurotiales, Aspergillaceae. The record is from RefSeq and is a predicted model, not a curated record. The coding region runs from base 1 to 585 and encodes 194 amino acids.
AUGCUCAAACUCACCAUUCCGAUCAUCCUCCUCCUCACCCUCCUCCUCCCCCCUCUCCCAGCCACCGCAACCCCCGCCUCUCCCCAACCUCAGCUGACCACACGCGACUCCUCCUCCGUUCUCGCCGCCGUAACCACCAUCUCCACGCAACUCACCACCCUCAACACGACAGUAAGCGCCUACCCCGGCGGCCUGGAGGGGUCGCUCAGCGCGCUGCACAUCCAAGCCGAGACGAUCCAGCUGGAAGUCGACCUGAAGGCGGCGGUCGUGGCCGCCAAGCGGUCGGCCAAUUUCUCCGACGCGGAGUCCCUGAGCGUGGCGCAGGCGUUCGUCGCGCUCGAGCCCACCAUCGCCUCCACGCUCGCCAACCUGGUCGCCAAGAAGUCCGAGUUCGAUGACGGGCUGCUGGGCGUCGCAUCGCUGAGCUUUCUGGUGGAGUGGGAUCUCGAGCAGCUGAGCUUCCUGUCGAGUCAGUUGGGCAAGGCCGUGCAGGAGAAGCUGUCGGCGACGUAUGCGGCGUUGGCGCCGUUGGUGUUGGACCAGAUUGCCGCGGCGUUUGCGGGUGCGAUUCAGGCGUAUCAGUAG